CGGUGAAUAUUGGAGUAUAUAAUAUGUUGGCUAAAUCACUGGCUGCUGAAGGUUCGGCGUUCCACGUCACACUCCACUAGGAGGAAGAAAAACAAAACUACCUUCAAGCCGUUCUCUCCCUCUUCCAUUUCCCACACGUUUCGACCGAGAGCGAAAAUGCCGUCGGCAACCAAGAAGGAGGCCCCCAAAAAGACGGCCACGGCCGGAAAGGGCACAGCCGCUGCUGGCAAGGCACCGGCUGCAGCGGCAGGCAAGAAGGCUGCUGACUCGAAAAAGCCCGCUGCGCCCGCCAAGGCCCCAGCAGCUAAGGCCCCUGCAGCCAAGGCAGCUGAGCCCAAGAAGGCUCCAGCUGCUGCACCCGCCAAGGCUGCUGCCCCAAAGCCCGCUGCUGCUGCCCCAGCUAAGCCUGCCGCUGGUGGAGCCGUGAAGAAGGCUGCUGCCACAGUGAAGAAACCGGCACAGCCUAAAAAAGUUCCCGGUGGCGUUAAGAAGCCGGUUCCUAAGAAAAUGGUUCUGAAAGGUAAAGGGCAGAAGAAAAAGAAGGUGUCCCUAAAGUUCACCCUCGAUUGCACCAACCCCGUUGAAGACAACAUCAUGGAUGUUGCCAACUUCGAAAAGUACCUUCAGGAGAGGAUCAAGAUCAAUGGGAAGCUUAACAACUUUGGCAAUUCUUUGAACCUUGAGAGGCAAAAAAUGAAGAUCUGUGUGAGCUCAGAGAUCCCAUUCUCAAAAAGGUACCUGAAGUACCUUACCAAGAGGUAUCUUAAGAAGAACAACUUGAGAGAUUGGCUCCGAGUUGUGGCCACAGCUAAGGACACUUACGAAUUGAGAUACUUCCAGAUUAACAGCCAGGAAGAUGAUGAUGAUGAGGAUAAUGAUUAAGUGUAUAUGCCUUUAGUGUGUGGUCCAAUUUGUUAUUUUUCAAUAAAUUAUGCCACUCACCAA
Molecule: messenger RNA, 945 nt
Organism: Frankliniella occidentalis (western flower thrips)
Lineage: Eukaryota; Metazoa; Arthropoda; Insecta; Thysanoptera; Thripidae
Gene: RpL22
Product: 60S ribosomal protein L22
Exons: 5
Coding region: 157-882 (241 amino acids)
Biological process (GO): cytoplasmic translation
Cellular component (GO): ribosome
Molecular function (GO): RNA binding; structural constituent of ribosome
Source: RefSeq, a predicted model, not a curated record